AUGCGCAAGACAUUACUUCUUGUCUUCAUUCAUGGGUUCAAGGGUGGCGAUGACACUUUUGGAUCCUUUCCCGAACAUCUCCGUACGCUUCUUAGCCAUGCGCUGCCGAACAUCGAUGUCGUCGCCAUCACUUAUCCAAGAUUUGACACCCGGGGUGAUUUGAGAGAUUGCGUUGCACGUUUUCGAGAAUGGCUUCAGAACAAAGUCAUCGACUUGGAGGUGGCUCGGUCCACACCGUCCCCUGCGGUCGAUCCUUCGGUCCAUGUGAUCUUGAUUGGACACUCAAUGGGGGGAAUUGUGGCGGCAGAAACAUAUCUUCUUAUUGCAAAUGAACAACCGAUCCCGGCAGGCUCUUCACGACAGAAUCCCGAAAGACCUAACUUUCCGUCCAAUACAACCCUCAAUUCGUCGACGUCCACCUCGCAUCCGACCACGACUCACCAUCAUGAUGCCGCUUCUCAAGUCCCGAAUUUCAUGUUUCCCCAUGUCCAGGGCGUGCUAGCGUUUGACACACCCUUCCUGGGUCUCGCUCCUGGCAUGGUUGCUCAUGGCCUGGAAGGAGGUCACAAAUUCGUUUCGAAUGCCUUCAGCACGUACAACGAAGUCGCGUCGAUGUUUGGCUGGGGAUCCAAAUCCGAACCCAAUAUUGCGUCGGCGGCUUCAAGCUCCAGACAGCUCCCAGCGCCGACCUCCGCCACGGCAGAUGCAGCAGCAACACCUCGGUGGCAGUCCUGGGGCAAAUAUGCUAUGUUUGCCGGUGCAGCGGGCGCAGUCGUCGCUGGCGGCGCGGCAGCAUUGUACUCGCAGCGAGAGAAGUUGAGCGCAGGAUGGCAAUGGGCGUCCGAUCACCUCCUGUUCGUGGGAGAACUGUUCAAGCCAGAGUUCUUGCGCAAGCGAGUGGAAAAUCUUGAACAGGCCUGCAAGGAACGUGGUGGCGGAUGUGCGAAUCUCUACAGUAACCUGGGCAAGGGUGCUCGUGAAGGCUAUGGAAUCACAGCUAGCGUGGCAGGCAAAGAACGGACGUUCUGCAACCUACCUAUGUCUGCCGGCAAAGAUGGGAUUAAACAGGUCAAGAACACGAAAGGUGCAAAACCGACGGGGAUGCAGUGGAUCAAAGCCGUCAACGAAAAAGCCGCCGACGAGACCGUGGCCCAUGUGACCAUGUUUUUCCCGCUCGACAACCCGGGGUACUAUGCCCUAGGUGACAGAGCCAAGGAGUUGGUGUCUGAAUGGGUCGAUCAGGGCUGGUACCGCACAAGCAAUGGGCCGACGUUCCUAGGAAAGGAUCAUGGGGUCAGCUACGGUGAAGUGGGCGACGGCUGGGAGAAGCCGGACUACGAUAACGACGAGAUUCGAGCGAAAGAACGACAACGAGAUCGUCAUGGCGGAUACGCUAACUCUGGAUCCGAGGUUGAAGGAAAUCCGACCAGAGAUGGCGACUUUGUCGAUUUGCGUCACGCUGAGGAUGGAAUGAAUCUGGAAGAAGAUGACGAAGUGAGAAUGCACGACGAUGAUGAUCAUGAAGGCGAGGGCCUUCAAGACAGUGUGAUCGUCGAAAUGACCGGCAGCGGACAUCUGCCUUUGCCCAAAUCGGAAAGUACUUCAGGUCUCUGA
Molecule: messenger RNA, 1614 nt
Organism: Capronia coronata CBS 617.96
Lineage: Eukaryota; Fungi; Ascomycota; Eurotiomycetes; Chaetothyriales; Herpotrichiellaceae
Exons: 3
Coding region: 1-1614 (537 amino acids)
Source: RefSeq, a predicted model, not a curated record